AAGUUGUUUUCAAAAUUCUUAUCGCUUCACUAUAGACCUAUCGGUACGCUGCGGUCGUAAUAAUAGAAUACGUCAAAGACAAAGACAAAGAAUUACCGCUUUCAAUCCCUUUAAUAAUAAUUUCAAAAAACGAUACGCCAAACUUCUUAUAGUAAUAUAGUGAAUAGUCAAUGUACCUUAGGGACCAAUCGUCCUACCGCUAAUACCCAAUUUCUGGAAACCGAAUGUCUCGUAAAUACAAUUCCGUACGUUCAGGAGCGACAAGUAGGAGUGACAAGUAUAGGUAUAUGUAUUGAAAUGUGCAACAUGGAUAGUGUUCUUGAUAUUAAAUAUUAAUAAUUAUGGUAACAGGGUACGUAGUACGAUUAUAAAUCUAUAACUGUGACGGGUACAUUGAAUACUCUAUGGAAGAAUAGGUAAACAUGUUUUGUUUUUAUAAUAUAAAAACUACUUUUAUCACUUAUUAGUUAUCCUUAUCACAGUCCGUCGUGUCCGGGGUGGGACUAGUAUUUGUAUUGUACACAGUUUUUUAUUAAAGGGUUCAGCAACAAGUUAACAUAGUUAAAAUAAGCCAAUAGUAAGCUAUUGUUAUUAGUGCGUAUGUUCAAUGUACCUAAUUUAGUGAUAUGUUUAAGUGUUUUAUAGUUGGAGUAUUGCAUUCAGUGUUUUGACUUGUCAGUUGUUAAGUUGUUUUAGUCAAUCCAUCACUACAGCUAUGAAUGAACAUGAAAUUGUUCCGGACGUUAUCAGCGUUGCACCCAGUGAAAUAAUAAAAGUAUAUAGUUUUAUGUCAUUAACAAACCCGAGAUUUUAGAAACNUAAUACUAGGUGUUUUUCUCAGGAAUUUUGUAAAACAUUUAAUUCUGUAAAACUACUUACCUUAAGUACAACAAAUUAUUUAAAAUUGAAUUAAUAACCUCGGGGUGUGAGACAUAUGAUGUUACAGGUUUAGCAAACUCGGGACCUCGUUUUCUUACUGGUGGAAAGUCCAGGUGGGUGAUUCCAGUAGGUAAAUGGUAUUAUUUCUGUAAGGUGGAUAAAUUCACUUUUUACAAGUAAUAGUGACAAGUUGUAGUUGACAAUACCGUUCUCUGUGUGUGAAGGAAAUAAAAUACUACCAUGGUAUCUCUCCUUGUUAUAAGAGAUGAUAAAUGGAAUUGUGUCAGAUUGUGCGUUAUUCUAUUCAAAUUUUUCAUAGUCUUAUAUAAAUUCUUAUCACUGUUAUCCUAGGUUUCUUAUUCAAGUGGAGUGAGUGUUAAUAUGGGUAACGAACUUACACCUACUCAAGUAAAAUAUGAACCUUCAGUAAACUGGCCUGCUGAUCCAAAUGCUUUUUAUACACUUUGUAUGACAGGUAUAAAAAUGUAUAUUGUUUGAUAUGUUUUUAAUUUUUCAAAUUUCUUUAAUAAUACUUAGUUAUUUAAUAAUUUAUUUCAUAAUCUGUAUUUAAUUCAUUUUUCGUUAUUAUAAGAACCAUUUUAGUGGUUAUGAAUUAAAAAAUUAAUAAAAUAAUUUUUUAAUUUUGAAGAUUAAUCACUUUGUGUGUUUUAUAAAAUAAUUUUAUUUAUAAGUUUUAUAAAACUUCAUUAGUUUUCUACUUUCUUAGAUUUGUUACUAUUAUUUUUUUACAGAUCCUGAUGCUCCAAAUCGCGAGGAACACACGUUUAGAGAAUGGCACCAUUGGCUUGUUGGAAACAUUCCUGGUCAUGAUAUUAGUAAAGGUCAAAUUCUUUCAGAGUAUAUAGGGUCAGGUCCACCUCUUGGCACAGGUAAUAAUUUGAUAAAUUAAAAAUGAAAUUUUUGUAUUAAAACGUUGGUAUUACUAUUAUCAGGACUUCACCGUUACGUGUUCUUAGUUUACAAACAACCAUCAAAAUUGACUUUCAACGAACCAUAUUUAACAAACAAGUAGUUUAUUAAUGUAAAAUAUACUUUUUGAGUCUAAAUAUUUUCCUGUUUUAGAUCUGGUGAAAAUCGUGGGAAAUUUUCUAUUGCUAAAUUUGCAGUUAAAUACAAUUUGGGAAAUCCUGUUGCUGGUAACUUCUAUCAAGCUCAAUAUGACGAUUACGUACCAUUACUUCCUCAUAAGCGACCUGCUGCACAAAAUACAUAAUUGUUGGAUAAUUAAAUAUCAAGGACUGAUGUUAUAUUAGUAUUUAUAUUUUGAAAAAUAAGUAACAAAAUUGUUACUUUUAUAAGAUAUUGUUAAAUAAAUGAAUUAAAAAAUAUAAACAUAACUAGGAGGUAGUUCAAUUAGCAUGUUCAAGAUAUUUGCUCAUAAAACAAUUAAAUACUGAGUAAAAAUAAUCACAUGGGUCGAAUGCUACAAUACUCUCUCAAUUUCUUAUACACCUGGAAUUAAUCUAAUUGCUUCUUGCCCACUCACACUCUUCUGUAACGGCCAUAACACUAUCACAAUGACAACUUAGAUAACAGUAUUAUAUUUUUAAAUUGUAUAAAUGAGUAUGGUAAAACUAAAAAUAAAUUUGAUUUUAUGCAUCAUAAAUGAUGAUGUUAUUUGCUUA
Messenger RNA from Cinara cedri, 2525 nucleotides. NCBI's taxonomy places the organism in Eukaryota, Metazoa, Arthropoda, Insecta, Hemiptera, Aphididae. The record is from the annotation of a GenBank genome assembly.